This is a messenger RNA of Aspergillus calidoustus, 1065 nucleotides long. The record is from the annotation of a GenBank genome assembly. NCBI's taxonomy places the organism in Eukaryota, Fungi, Ascomycota, Eurotiomycetes, Eurotiales, Aspergillaceae.
AUGAAGCAAGCCAAUGACCUGCAGGCGAGGCGCGCUGAUUUUCGAGUUAUUAGGUUUGACCAGACGACUCUAAAAGCAUGCUUUAUCACCGAUUAUAAUGACAGCCCGACCGUCACCAGCCGCGAAUGGAGCUGGAUGCCUCUGGAAGUGAUUCUUGAUUCAUAUCUUCAAAUGAUCGAUGACGAAAAGGUACAGACGAUUUCCGAAGAUCAGGCAAAACUCGUCAAAAGCGACCCUAGUUGUUCAGUAGUGGACCAGUGGAUAAUUCACCAUUACACGAAUACAGACCUAGAACGUGCAACCAAUGCUUUCAAGCGUCUGGUGCAAGCGAUUGGAUCUCGAAUCCCGCACGAAGCCGACUCGACUCCCAUGAACUUGCCGUGGCAUGAUCCAGCAACAUUUUUAAACCAGGACAUCCUCCCGCCUUUCUCAUUUGCGUACAAGUUCCUCAAGGCCAUUUCCAACUGCAAAGUUCGAUUCCGGUACAUCGCACCGGGCAUCCGAUUCCCUACCGUCGCCGAAUUUCAGGACCAGCCCAUCAUGGACUUUGUUACAUCGCCAUACAACCAUCACGGACAGUUCCCUGGCAAUUGCCCUCUGCGGAUCUUCCAGAUCGGCGAUGCCGAGCACCAGCAGCAGCUAGUACCGCAUGAUGAGGCUUUCGGCCUCCGCAAUAUCGCCGCCGGACUCUACUUCCGUCCUGUUGCGCAGCGAUGGCCACUCUUCUGGACCAACGGAUGUCGACUUAUACUACCUUAUGAAAUUGGGGGCUCUGGAUGGGCUCGACAGUCAAAUGGAGAACCGUUCGGGUUGGAAUGGUAUUGGGGCGGAGACGACGUGAAGCCUCGUGAUACCCAUGGGGACUUGUAUCAGGGCGGGACUAUAAACGGGAUUACGAACGAUCAUUUGGUGCAGAUAGAUAAGGUGCUGAACAACUGGGCAGAUCGGGUUGAGAGGGGCGAUUGGGAGGUGGAUGAGAAUGGGGUCGCCGGGGGGAUUGACAAGUUUCGAGAGGCCGAUACGGAGGCGCAUUGGCAUAAGUAUUGGAUUCCACCGUCGUGGUGA